AUGGUAGGCUGCACUAGGUGUUGCGUGCACACUUCAAUGAGAGCAGUGAACUUAUUUGUCAAUCUUUGUGGUGUCGGAGUGAUUAUCUACUCUCUUUGGCUCAUCAAGAAAUGGCAAGUUGGAGUUUCUGAGCUGCCUUCUGUUUCAUAUAUACCUAAGCCAUGGUUUAUAUAUACAUGUUUAGGUGUGGGAAUGGCAGUCUGCUUAAGCACACUUUGCGGUCAUAUCGUUGCUCACCGUAGCAGCAGUUCUGUUCUCUUCAUAGUAUCCUUUCUGAUGAGCUUGGAUGAACAGCUUUCAUACCACUAA
Molecule: messenger RNA, 309 nt
Organism: Prunus armeniaca (apricot)
Lineage: Eukaryota; Viridiplantae; Streptophyta; Magnoliopsida; Rosales; Rosaceae
Source: the annotation of a GenBank genome assembly